This is a messenger RNA of Pelobates fuscus (common spadefoot toad), 2249 nucleotides long. RefSeq names its product iron-sulfur cluster assembly enzyme (gene ISCU). Lineage: Eukaryota; Metazoa; Chordata; Amphibia; Anura; Pelobatidae. Gene Ontology annotation, biological process: intracellular iron ion homeostasis; iron-sulfur cluster assembly. Gene Ontology annotation, molecular function: 2 iron, 2 sulfur cluster binding; ferrous iron binding. The record is from RefSeq and is a predicted model, not a curated record. Gene Ontology annotation, cellular component: cytoplasm; mitochondrial matrix. Bases 32 to 508 code for a protein of 158 amino acids. The transcript is spliced from 5 exons.
CCGCUGCUGCGUAGUAAACGAAGUCGCAUUGAUGGCUAGUGUCGGCCGCCUGUUCUGCUCUGCCUGGACCAAGUGCAGGGUACCGGAGCUCAGCGUGCCCUGCGCGGGGUAUCACAAGAAGGUAGUGGAUCACUAUGAAAAUCCAAGAAAUGUUGGAUCCCUUGACAAGAACUCUAAGAAUGUAGGAACUGGUUUGGUUGGUGCUCCUGCAUGUGGAGAUGUUAUGAAACUCCAAAUAGAAGUUGAUGGGAGCGGGAAGAUUGUGGAAGCAAGAUUCAAGACCUUUGGAUGUGGCUCUGCUAUUGCAUCCAGCUCAUUAGUUACUGAAUGGGUGAAAGGAAAAACGGUUGAUGAGGCAAUGACAAUCAAGAACACAGACAUUGCCAAAGAACUGUGCCUUCCACCAGUGAAAUUGCACUGCUCCAUGCUUGCUGAAGAUGCUAUCCGAGCUGCCCUUGCAGAUUACAGAUUGAAGCAGGACAAGGAGCAGUCUGCAGCCAGUGGUUAGCUGAACCAAUCUGCCGCUAUCUUCUCAUCGCAACAUCACUUUGCUGUGCCAGUUUCUUUGUACAAACGGCACGCCUGUUAAAUAACAGCAGGCUUACGAUACGCACAAUAAUACAGCAGCUUGUCAAAGUAUGUGUGGAUGAGUUUAAUUUGUAGUGUUAUGAUUUCCUUAUGCACAUCUUGUACUUGCAAUAAGGAAGUAGCUAUGGCGUUUCCAUGAUUUUAGUAAGUUUGCUGCAAAACCUAGUACAUAAGUUACAGUGGGUAUAGGGUUGUCUAGACUACAACUUCAUUUUGAACCCCUUACCGGUGUAUUAUAUAAAUCAAAAGCUUACCCUGACAUUCAAAUAUUUAAGCUUUUCUGUGUAGGUGUCAACUAUUGCCACAGCUGCUCUACACUACAACACACAUAAUGUUCAGGCACCUAAAAGUUAUUGGCCAUUAUGGCAACUAUAUUCCACGGCUGCUGAAAUUUCACAUAUUGUCUGUUCCUUCUUUUGUCGUUUAAUGAACCCUUCAGAUUUGCUAUGAGAGGUGUUUUUGGAUCUAGUGCACAGGCCCUUAAGACAAGUUGCUUUUCUAUUUUCCCUGUAGUAAACACAUCAGAAACUGCACUAAUUUCACCAGAGCCACUGUCUAACAGAAUUUGUUUAAUAUUAAAGCCGUUCUUAAACUAUAUUCUUGCAGAUGGUCCUUUUUUUGAAAAAAAAUGCAUAGAGAAAUUUAUAGUAAGUUGAAUAACCCAAGGGUUGUAGCUACUGUAUCAGGUAGAUCAAACACCCUGCUGUUCUCUUUGCUCAGAUGAGUCCUUUUUAGACAUUAUGCUUAUCAUUGGGCUUGUAAUUUACCCCCUUUAGUAUUCAAGCUGUUGAUCUUUCCUCCUUAUUUACUUGGUUGUUAAAGUGGCUGUUACCUUCUGGGGUCUUUGCAUAUUUUGCAAAGAUUGUAGCUGGUGAUUGUGGUCCUUUUUGCAUUGUAAUGGACCUGAGGUUCAGGGGAAGGUGGUGUUUUGGUUUUUUUUUGGUUUGUUUUUUAAACUUGACUAAACCAAUCUCUCGCAAGCGCCCCAUCUUCUUCCACAAGGACCUCUUCAGCUCUUAGUGCUUCAUCUGCCAAGAGUCAACAUCAGUGCUGUAUGCUCGUGCAUGCACUAAAAUACAACACUGAUGGCUAUGGAGGAAACUCUGAGACGGCGAGAUCCUCCAUAGAAAGAGCCCUUUUCCCCUCCGCCGUAACUAGUAAGGACUUGAAUAAAGGUAGCGCUGCCUUUUUGUCAAGCGGAGGAAAAAUUACAUAAGACAAAGUAGCCCCUACUACAUCUCAUGACUCGGUUAGAUUGUCAGUGAAAUUCCAACCCAGUCUUUAUGAGCUUUUCGUAAAUGUUAUCUUUAUGAAUUUUUUUUUUUUUUUUGAGCAUACAGUCACAAUGCUUUAUAUUUCAUUGUAAGCAACUGUUUUUUGUUUUUGUUGUUUUUGUUUUUUCUUGGAACAGUUUCUAAGAAUUUUUAUCACUGAGACCCUCCUCAAAACCAAUGCAACCUUUAGUGACUAGACCUUAAGGUACAUGGAUCAUAACCCCGUUUUCAUGCACUGGACUAGAAGAUAGUGAGAGUUCUGUUAUAACCUUUCUGGAGCAAAAGCUGUUCUCAUAAGUAUUGUUUAUUUUUCCCUCAGACUGAAUAAGACCCCAACUUUUGUGAUCCAGAUUUUUGUUUUCAAAUUAAUUUUUUUUUUUUUUUUUU